AUGCCACCUGGGCCUGCGUUUGGAUGGCUUUGCGUUCUCCACUCAGUCACAGAUAUUGCUGUUCGUGCAGCACAGAUCAGAGCCUCCCAGGUUUUUACUGUCAGACUUGUUGUAUCUCCGGAGUUCGUUUUGCGCAAGAGCAAGACAGAAGAGCAUCAGUUGACAUCACAGCCUGCAUGUGAUGCUCAAGCUAACCACGAUUCUUCAAAAUCACGCACAAAUCACGCGUUUUUUACCAACCCCCCGAGUAACAAUACUUACCUGUCUCAUCCCGAGGAACGGCGAGAGGAACUGACACCAUCACCGCCUCGGUUUGAAGAGGAUAUCCCGUCUGAGCAGUUUUCGCCCACUGCCAAUAUCCCUCUCUCUACUGAGUCUGCCUUAGAACCUCAACUACACAGUCAUCCCAGCCUUGCGGUUUCUUCUAUUCCACUUGAGGCAGAGAGUUCCUUGAAAAUAGCGUCUUCUUCCGAAGUCACGUUCGACUCUAGUCCUCCUUCCAUACCCACAGGAUUUGAAAACGAAAUAGAAAGUUCUGUACCCCCAGAUUUAGAGCCCCCAGAAAAAGCCCUAUCCGAACCCAUAGACUCUCCUAUACUCUCACGCAACCUCCAAUCAUCCAAGGUCCCUUCGUCCAGACUUGGUCGGUUAUUUCACUAUGGCGGCCUUGCAGCAUCGCUCUCGUACGGCGCUGCUUCCGAGCUCUUACGUCGCUCUACUGCAUCCCAUGCAAACAACACACAACCAGUCAUGCUAACUGAAGCAAACAUAACCCGUUUGGUAUCCAAGCUCUCUCAGAUGCGGGGUGCUGCACUAAAGCUCGGCCAGUUCAUGAGCAUUCAAGAUACCCACCUCCUACCCCCAGAAGUUGACAAAAUAUUCCGCCGCGUUCAAGACAGCGCUCACUAUAUGCCGGACUGGCAGAUGCAACAAGUGCUGUGCACAUCCCUAGGGGAAUCAUGGGCCGAUAAUUUUACAUCAUUCGGUCGUAUACCGUUCGCAGCUGCGAGCAUCGGUCAGGUGCAUCACGCUGUCCUUGCUCCAAGUCAGAGUCCAUCUAGCAACGACGGCCAACGCGUUGCUGUGAAGAUCCAGUUCCCGAACAUUGCUAACUCAAUCGCGAGCGACCUUGGCUACGUUAAAAUGAUGCUCACUGCGGGAAGCUUGCUUCCGCGGGGGUUGUUCUUGGAUCGUACAAUUCAAGUGAUGAAAGACGAACUUGCUGACGAAUGCGACUACUCGCGGGAGGCAACUUUCCUCGAGAGGUAUGGGAGCCCGGAUUAUCUUGGCGCAGACGUACGGUUCAAGGUCCCAUGGGUGUGGCCAGGUAGCACAGAGCGUGUUCUUGUAAUGGAGUAUGUAGAAGGCGUCAGCAUUGGGGAUGCUGUAAUUGGAGCUUUACCGCAAGAAGAGCGGAACGAGAUUGCAUCGCGAAUCAUCGAGCUCUGCUUACGGGAGCUCUUCCAGUUCAGGCUCAUGCAGACGGACCCUAACUUCACGAAUUUUCUGUGGGACUCAAAGGCACAACAGCUAUCACUAGUAGACUUUGGCGCAACACGUGAGUACACGAAAGAAUUCAUGGACAGCUGGCUGCGCCUCCUUCAAGCCGCUGCGUCUGAGGACCGUGUCGCAUGUGCAGAAUGGAGUCAGAAACUUGGAUAUCUCACUGGAGAGGAGAAUGAGGCCAUGCUCAAUGCGCACAUCGAUUCCAUGGUCCUUCUAGCUACCCCCUUCAAACCCACGACCUCGCAGCCCUUCGCAUUUGGAUCUGGGACGCCAUGGGCCGACAUCACGGCUCGAAUACGUGAUAACAUACCUGUGAUGCUUAAGCAUAGGCUGACGCCCCCACCGAGGGAAACCUACAGUCUGAAUCGAAAAUUGAGUGGGGCGUUCUUACUUGCUUCGAGGUUGCGUGCUGUGGUAGACACCAAGAAGCUUUGGGACCAAGUGACCAAUCAGUACAAGUUUGAUUGACGCUGUCCGGUCCAGUG
This is a messenger RNA of Suillus bovinus, 1991 nucleotides long. RefSeq names its product ABC1-domain-containing protein. The record is from RefSeq and is a predicted model, not a curated record. Bases 1 to 1974 code for a protein of 657 amino acids. Lineage: Eukaryota; Fungi; Basidiomycota; Agaricomycetes; Boletales; Suillaceae. Gene Ontology annotation, cellular component: extrinsic component of mitochondrial inner membrane. Gene Ontology annotation, molecular function: kinase activity. The transcript has 9 exons. Gene Ontology annotation, biological process: ubiquinone biosynthetic process.